This is a messenger RNA of Notolabrus celidotus (New Zealand spotty), 2377 nucleotides long. RefSeq names its product carbonic anhydrase II (gene ca2). Gene Ontology annotation, molecular function: zinc ion binding; carbonate dehydratase activity. Gene Ontology annotation, cellular component: cytoplasm. The transcript has 7 exons. The record is from RefSeq and is a predicted model, not a curated record. Gene Ontology annotation, biological process: carbon dioxide transport. NCBI's taxonomy places the organism in Eukaryota, Metazoa, Chordata, Actinopteri, Labriformes, Labridae. The coding region runs from base 183 to 959 and encodes 258 amino acids.
CUCCUCCCGGUCAUUGCGCGGACAUCAUGUGGCCAACAACAGGCUGACAGACACACCGCUCACUGGGGACCCUAUAUAAGCUCUGCAGCUGUCAGGUGGAGGGCACUGGCUGCUCUGCACUUAGGGAACGACUCGUUUUAUUGGGGAUUACAGACAGACACUCAUAGAUCCACACUGCAAGAAUGUCUUGGGGAUACGCAUGCAACAACGGACCUGACAAAUGGGCCGAUAACUUCCCUAUUGCCAAUGGAGUCCGCCAGUCUCCCAUUGACAUCGUCCCUGGUGCAGCAUCCUACGACGCGGGGCUGAAGCCGCUCAACCUGAAGUACGACCCCUCCAACUGCCUCGAGAUCCUCAACAACGGACAUUCCUUCCAAGUGACCUUCGCAGAUGACUCCGACAGCUCAACUCUGAAAGACGGACCAAUCUCAGGGACCUACAGGCUCAAGCAGUUUCAUUUCCACUGGGGAAAGUCUGACGACAGAGGCUGUGAGCACACCGUGGCCGGGACCAAGUAUCCUUCUGAGCUCCAUCUGGUGCACUGGAACACCAAAUACCCAAGUUUUGGUGAGGCAGCCAGCCAGCCUGAUGGUCUUGCUGUUGUUGGAGUAUUCCUGAAGAUCGGGGCUAAGAACGACAACCUCCAGAAGGUUCUUGAUGCCUUUGAUUCCAUCAAGGCCAAAGGCAAGCAGACUACUUUCGCAGGCUUCGAUCCUUCCACCCUGCUCCCUAGCUGUCUGGACUACUGGACCUAUGAUGGCUCUCUGACCACACCCCCUCUGCUGGAAAGCGUCACCUGGAUUGUCUGCAAGGAGCCAAUCAGUGUCAGCUGUGAGCAGAUGGCAAAAUUCCGCGGCCUGCUGUUCUCCGGUGAAGGCGAACCCGAGUGCUGCAUGGUGGACAACUACCGCCCCCCCCAGCCGCUCAAGGGUCGCGCCGUCCGUGCUUCCUUCAAGUAAAACCCCCUCCCCCUUUUUUGCCCUUUUUGCCCUCUUGCCCUCUCCCUUCCCCCGACCUUUAGUCAAACGCCUGGAGUUACCUCUGUAGCAGUGAGCCACAAAGCACACAUAUCUCUCUCCGUCCAAUUUUGAAAAGAAAUUAAAUUCCUGUGGCCCGUUGCUUUUUACGCCGGGCUGUGUAAAUGUGAGGUGGAGCUCUUGCAAGGUUUUGUGUCUCUGUUUUUAUGUCUGUAAGCCAGCAAAGAUACCCUGUCAUAAUUUAUUUUAUAAGACAAACACUUCACAGUGGCUGCGACACAUUAACUCGGAUUUAGCAUCUGGUGCCAGUUUUUUUAAAAGAGGCAUUACAGCUGUGCGUGCUGCAGAAACACCACACUGAAAAUGAAGAUGAACUGUAGUCAAAAUGGUGCUCAUGAGGCAGCAGGAAGCAAGCUGAGUAAGCAGGGGGAAGAUGAAACUAUUUCACCAUCUGUGAGGAGGGUAAGGUGCAGAUAAAAUGAUGCAUAUAUGGACACACACGUUACCCGUCUGUCUCUAAUCUCCGGCUGACUGCCAGCCUCUGCAUCACAGCAGCUUAAUGAAACGCUGCAGCCGCCUCCAUCACAACCGAUUGACUCGGAAAAUCCCCCUCUGGCACACACACACUCACACAAACAACACCACAUGCACAACCUUGUGCAGACAUGAUGCCUAUAGGCACUGACCUGCUUAUUGAAUUCAGUGUAGAGUAACCAAGGACAUGAGGACAGAGCUUUUCUAGCACUGAACACCAUGACGACGGCUUGUUUCUCAGUUUUUACAGUGUAAUCUUUAAAUCUUCAUGUAUGUCAACCCGUGUUGUGUUUUUUAUAAUUUUAAUUUUUUUAGCCUGACUGGUUAUCAAAUUAAGUCUUAAGUGCUUCCUAAAUUGUUUUGUAACCAAAAGAUCACCUGCAUUCUGAUGACAAUAUUGCAAUAGUUUGCAAAAAAACAUCCUCUGCAGAAUGAAAAACCUGCAAUGUGUGGAUUUGAAUGUUUCGAGUGCUAAAGCUUAAAACGCACAGUCGCCCUGUGGGUGAUACCAUAGUGACUAAUGCACAAAGCCAAGGAAGAAAUGAACCUGCCAAGGAAGCCAAGGAAGGAGUGAACCUGCCAAUAGAUAAGAUUACAGCGUCAGCCCGCUGUCAGGCCGUGUAUAGGGAAGUCAUUAACAAAAGAUUGCAUGAGGUUCCUGAAGUCCGCUGGUCUGGGCCCCAUUUGCAUCUUUAAACAAUAAAGAAGUUGUUUCUGUAUUUUCCAGAAAGAUUGUAAUUAGUUAAAAAGAAAAGCUAAAUGCCUUAUGCCAAUCAUUGUUAGGGCCGUCCCAUGAGUUUCUGUUGUUGUCAUUCUUUUUUGGAAGUGGACGUUUUACUAGUGGAAUAAAUAUAUUUUAUGACUAA